This is a messenger RNA of Bactrocera latifrons, 1513 nucleotides long. RefSeq names its product pyrimidodiazepine synthase-like. Gene Ontology annotation, biological process: glutathione metabolic process. The record is from RefSeq and is a predicted model, not a curated record. NCBI's taxonomy places the organism in Eukaryota, Metazoa, Arthropoda, Insecta, Diptera, Tephritidae. The transcript is spliced from 4 exons. Gene Ontology annotation, cellular component: cytoplasm. Bases 561 to 1328 code for a protein of 255 amino acids. Gene Ontology annotation, molecular function: glutathione transferase activity; glutathione dehydrogenase (ascorbate) activity.
UAAUUGUUGUAUAUAUUUAGUGCUUUGAUUACUUAUUUUACUAUUUUUUCAAAUUUGUAUGUGCAACAAUAGUAGUUUUAGAUAAGACGAAAUUUGAGUGUAACCGAACAUUUUUUAUGCUCUUGUAAUUUGCAAGAAUUAAAGCCAGGGAAGUAGCUUAAGGUGUAAAAUUUUUCAUUUAGAAAUGUAUAACAACUAUAUCCAAAUAUUUAAAUUUGAAGUUGAUUAAGAAAAAAGUACCCAUUUGAGUACAAAUGAAUCAAAUCAACAACACAGAGUUGUAUUGGCAUAAAAGCUUUCCAUAAUUGCGAAACAGCAAAUUAAACAAAAUUGUUAAAGUGCAACCCUAAUAUAAAUAGAUAAAAAAGCACAAAUAAAUUUAAACAUAGCGAAUGAACGCACAUAAGCAUUUGUCAAACCGGUCGUUAUUUAUAUGUGUAUAUAUAUGUGCGAAUGAGUUAAUUUUGUUGAAUUGGUGACUUAACAGUUGGCGAACUAUUCUUAUUCCAAAUAAACAUUUUACUAUAAAUUUUAAAGCAUUUACAAUAAUAAAAUACACAAUGAGUGGCGGCAAACAUUUAGCUAAAGGUUCGCAAAAACCAGAACUACCUGACGAUGGUGUUGUUCGCUUGUAUUCUAUGCGCUUUUGUCCAUAUGCUCAUCGUGCUCAUUUAGUACUUGACGCCAAAAAUAUUCCACAUCACACUAUUUAUAUUAAUCUUACGGAAAAACCAGAAUGGCUUACCGAAGUCAGCCCACUGGGUAAAGUGCCGGCAUUACAGUUACCCAAAGAGGAARRCARUCCAKCYUUAAUUGAGUCACUAAUMAUUGCUGAAUAUCUGGACGAGAAAUAUCCCGAAGUACCACUCUUCCCCAAAGAUCCACUAAAGAAAGCACAAGAUAAGAUACUUAUCGAGAGAUUCAACGCAGUGACUAGUGCAAUGUACAAAGUGUUCCUAGGUGGUACUGCGGUAGCACCCGGUGCGCUAACUGAAAUUUCAACAGGUUUAGAUAUUUUCGAAAAGGAGUUGAACUCCCGUGGUACACCUUACUUUGGUGGCGACAAACCCGGCAUGUUGGACUAUAUGAUUUGGCCAUGGUGCGAGCGUUCCGCCAUGUUGAAAUAUUUGCUACCCGACAAAUACGAAAUGGAUAAGGAACGUUUCGGCAAGUUGAUAGCAUGGCGUGAUUUGAUGAUUAAUGAUCCUGCAGUAAAAGUAUUCUAUUUGGAUGGUGAAACGCAUGCCAAGUUUAUGAAAGCGCGCCGUGAAAAUGUUCACGAUUAUGAUAUGCUCGUGAACGAUGCUAAACGGCAAAGAACUUUUUGAGGAUAAAAAUCUCAUUUUAAUUGUUUGAGGGCAUAUUGGAAAGAAUAACUUGUGUCAAUUUCAUUGUAUGCCGUUUAUCAAUAACGAGAAAUAUCACGCUAGUUACAUAUCCUUGUAAAUUACUUACAGUCAUUCUUAUACAUCGCAUAUAUCUUUGUACAUAUCAGCAUAUCCAUUUGAUGAAC